CACCUUUACACAUCCAUGGUCAAAAUAGAACGAGUGAUGUCCCCUGGGCAAGGACUACAACCGGGGGUCAAAAUGUACGCGGCAGUGUUGAUUCGUAGCUGGUUGAGGACGCUUAAACACUAUUCAGCUCAAAAUACACCUUCAGUACUAGUCCAACAAUCUUCUAUAUCCUGCAAAAACCACAACUGGGUCAAACGAUAUACCACAAACAAAGGAUGCGCUAGUGUGGCGGACAAAAAUAAGUACAUUCUUCUUGCAAGUGGGGUUCUAGGAACCAGCCUCCUUGCUGUGGGAUAUAUGAGCUGGCGGUCACAUAAAAAAUCACUGAUCCAGACAGAAAACGUAACUAAAAGCGACUAUUUUUCACGGUUGACAACAGUGUCAGCAGAGUCUGGUAUAAAUACACCACUAUCAAAGAGAUUUAAUUUUAUUGCAGAUGUUGUUGAAAAGACUUCACCUGCAGUCGUCUACGUCGAAAUAAAAGAAAGACACCCUUUCUACAACAGACGACUGGCAACAUCAAAUGGUUCAGGUUUUGUGGUGCGUGAAGAUGGUUUAAUCUUAACCAAUGCUCACGUGGUAGGUAGCAAAUCAAGUGUGAGUGUGCGUUUUCAAGAUGGACGAGAAUUGGAAGGUUUUGUCAUGGCAGUGGACCCCGUCUCUGAUCUGGCAGCAGUGCAAGUUAAUGCGGCUAACUUGCCAGUGCUAACUCUAGGAAAAUCAUCAGAGCUACGUGCUGGGGAAUGGGUCAUUGCCAUGGGCAGUCCACUAGCUUUAAGCAACACUGUCACUUGUGGCAUUGUAAGCAGUGUGCACCGCCGUAGUCAAGAACUAGGAAUUCACCACAAGGAUAUGGAUUUUAUCCAGACAGAUGCUGUCAUAAAUUUUGGAAACUCAGGUGGUCCUCUUGUGAACUUGGAUGGCCUAGUAAUUGGCAUUAACACAAUGAAGGUUACUCCAGGAAUCUCAUUUGCUAUUCCUUCUGAUCGUGCUACAGAAUUCUUAAAUAAAGUUAAUGAUCUUCGAAAAAAAGGGGUUCCGACAGCACGAAAGUGGUUUGGCCCAGAUGUAAAUUCUAAGAGAAAACACUACAUUGGUAUCACCAUGUUGACAUUAACGCAAGACCUGCUGGAGGAAUUGCGUAAUCGAGUGCCAGAAUUCCCAGACAUUGCUUCAGGCGUCUUCAUUCAUAAAAUUAUCAUCAGCUCUCCUGCCCACAGAAGUGGAUUGCAUGCGGGAGACAUCAUAGUUGAAAUCAAUGGAAAGAACGUGCAGUCUUCUACAGAUAUCUACAAAGCAAUCAGUGAAGGAGGCACUUUGCAAGUCACAGUGUAUCGUGGUCGUAAGAGAAUGGAAUUUCAAGUUUUACCUGAAGAAAUCACAUGAUUUUAUACAAUUUGACACUUAAGCUGCAUCUUCGAUAGUUAGCUUAACCUAAAAAUAUAGGAGGUCCCAAAAGUCUUAAACUGAAAUAAUUCAUGUCUAGUUCUUACCACGUGGAAUGUUUUCAUUUAGGCACAGUGGAAUGGUCACUCAAAAUGCAAGUAAAUCUAAAUUGAAUAGGAGAAUAAUAUUGAAUGUUUGCAUUAUCACUGUGAUUUUCUCUGCAUUGUAAGCAUCUUAAAGAAAGUUUACUUUUGGUUAGUCAUAAUAAAAUUUAUUGAGGCAUUUUUUAAUAUAAAGUCUCUCCCUUUAACUUUUAAACAAUUGAGAGAAAAAACUAUUUUAUGUUCCUGUGAAUGUCAAGGCUGAAAUGUGGGUGGUGUCCUGUGAAUCUUCAUUUUGGUCCAUUCUUAUGACUUUGGAAUUUAAAAAAAAUGUCAUCACCUGUUUUAAAGUUCCAACAAAAAAAAAAAGUUCAGGAUUAUGUUUGGCAACAUACAUAAUGUUGUAUCAGUCUUGUAUGUCAACAUGCCUUUAGCAGAAUGUAAUAAAGGAUUGAAAAACUGAA
Molecule: messenger RNA, 1951 nt
Organism: Pomacea canaliculata
Lineage: Eukaryota; Metazoa; Mollusca; Gastropoda; Architaenioglossa; Ampullariidae
Product: serine protease HTRA2, mitochondrial-like
Exons: 7
Coding region: 16-1386 (456 amino acids)
Biological process (GO): positive regulation of apoptotic process; programmed cell death; proteolysis
Molecular function (GO): serine-type endopeptidase activity; protein binding
Source: RefSeq, a predicted model, not a curated record